UAAAGAAUCGGAGAACCAGCCACUGUGUGGGGUGCGGCGGGCAAAUCCACGACCAAUACAUACUCCGGGUCGCACCGGAUCUCGAAUGGCAUGCGGCUUGCCUGAAAUGUCAUGAAUGUCAACGGUUUUUGGACGAAACGUGUACGUGUUUUGUAAGGGACGGCAAAACUUACUGUAAAGUGGACUAUGUCAGGUUAUUCGGAACGAAAUGUGAUAAGUGCGGGUUGUCGUUUAGCAAGAGCGAUUUCGUGAUGCGAGCCAAAAGCAAAAUCUACCACAUCGAGUGUUUUAGGUGUCGCGCCUGCACGAGACAGUUAGUUCCGGGCGACAAGUUCGCGUUACGAGACGGGGGUGUUCUCUACUGCAAAGAAGACCACGACGCGAUGGAGAAGACGUCCACGCCGACGACGCCGCAUCCUGCUGGCGAGAGCAAUAACAACACCAGCCUCAGCAACAACAACCAUAACAGCAAUUCGACAGAGUUGGGGUGUAUGUCGGAUUCCGGCUCGGAAAGCGGCUCCCACAAAGACGGCGGUCUGCGCAAGAGCGGCGGUGGUGCAGGCGGCGGUAGCGACGGCAAACCGACGCGCGUGCGUACCGUCCUCAACGAGAAACAGCUGCACACACUGCGGACGUGCUACGCGGCGAACCCGCGUCCCGACGCCCUCAUGAAGGAGCAGCUGGUGGAGAUGACGGGACUUUCGCCGAGGGUCAUCCGGGUCUGGUUCCAGAACAAGCGGUGCAAAGACAAGAAGAAGACGAUAUUGAUGAAGCAGCAAAUGCAACAGGAGAAGGACGGACGGAAGAUGGGAUAUGGUGCCAUGCAAGGAAUCCCCAUGGUGGCUUCUUCACCGGUACGGCAUGAUUCUCCCAUUGGAGUUCAUCCACUGGAAGUACAAGCCUACCAACCACCCUGGAAGGCUCUCUCGGACUUCGCCCUACAUGCCGACCUCGAACAACCACACCAACCGGCCUUCCAACAGCUCGUCAAUCAGAUGCAUGGCUAUGACCUUCCUCCACCUUCGAUAGGGCCAUCGCCCGGAGCCCCUCACCCUGGCCUGCUGGGAUCGGGGGGGCCAGGAGCACCAUCAUCCGAUUCCAUGACCCACCCAGACAGUACAGACAGCUACGUGACCUACCUUGAGAGCGACGAAAGUCUACCCGCCAGCCCCUAACAUAUUGAUGCGGGCCCAGUCAACUAGCACCUUCCUUCACCUCUUCUCAUGUGCUGGGGAGCUCUCCUCAUGCAGCAGCUCGCUUGUUUCCUGCCCUCGACGCCACCUUGAUGAAAUUUCGAGAACAAAAUUGUGUCGUUUGAUUUGAUUUAAUUGAUAUACAAAAAGUAUUCCCUUGAGCGUUUUUGAGUACGCCACUGUUGACUUUAUAUUCUCGGUGAGAGAGGAAUUUUUUUUACUUAGAUGAUGAUCAAAUUUUGUGCGAGGUUCAGAAGAUAUACCAACACAUAACCAAACACUUUUAAUAUCAAAACUGAUGUUUUUUAAGAAAUUAUACCUCUCGUAAGGUUUCUGUUUUUUGCGCAUACAUUUUUCUCUGAGCACUGUAAAAUAGUAACAUUGAAUUAAUUUCAGGAUAAUUUCAAUCAAAAUUUAAUCCGUCAUUUUCAAUAAUUCCUUUUGCUUCAAGUUCCUGAAAUCGAAUAUUUUGUGAUAUUCUAUGUGUUCGUAUCAUGUGCAGAUUGAGAUUUUAAUCUCGUAACAGGAACCUCUAAAAAUAUUUUGAUUCAAUAGCAGCAAAGUUGAAAUAUUUUUUUAAUGUCUCAUAUUUAUGUGUUUAUGUUAUAAAAAGAGAGCACUUAGCUAAUCAAAACAUACAACUCUAGUCUUUGCCUUUAUACUUGAUUAUUUCUGAAACAUUUAGUUAUCUUCUUCUCUCAUCUCCAACUGAAAAUAGAAAAAAGUAACUGUGUCAACUUCAAAAAUAUUUAGGAAGAUUAUAUAAUCAACAACUACUUUAAUAAUUUUAUUUUUCUAAUUAUUGAAAGAAGUAUUAUACUGAAUUAUUCAAAAAUGUUCCCAUUUUGACAGGUGGGUCAAAAGUAAACAAAAAGUAAACUAUUAGUGUGGGUAUAACGAAAAAAUGCCUGUACCUAUAAUUACGAGUUAUGUAAGUUCUGGAGAGCAAUUUUGAAUUCUGAAAAAAUUGAAAACUAAAAAUAAUAAACUGACUGUUUAACUAAAACCAGAGAGUUACAAUU
Leptinotarsa decemlineata (Colorado potato beetle) is the source of this 2215-nucleotide messenger RNA. It is a transcript of the gene tup, whose product is annotated as LIM1_Isl and LIM2_Isl domain-containing protein tup. Gene Ontology annotation, molecular function: DNA-binding transcription factor activity, RNA polymerase II-specific; DNA binding. Lineage: Eukaryota; Metazoa; Arthropoda; Insecta; Coleoptera; Chrysomelidae. Gene Ontology annotation, biological process: neuron fate specification; axonogenesis; positive regulation of transcription by RNA polymerase II. The record is from RefSeq and is a predicted model, not a curated record.